GCCAUUAAGCUAGGAAUCAGAACAAUGAGUGCUUCCUAAGAGAAGGAAGCAUUUUAGUAAGAUCUAGGGGCAGAUAUUUUCAGAGAGGACAUUAUUCUAGGGCAAGUCAGUCAGAAAUAAAUAAAUCGAGGUUAUUCAACCAAAUCAUCUGGGUUGACUGUAUACAGAGCUGAAGAAACUGCACCUUCUUGAAUUGGGUCUGAACAAUGGAGACUGCGCUAGCAAAAACGCCACAGAAAAGGCAAGUUAUCUUUCUUGCUAUAUUGUUGCUUUUGUGGGAGGCUGGCUCUGAUGCAAUUAGGUAUUCCAUGCCAGAAGAAACAGAAAGUGGCUCCUUUGUGGCCAACCUGGCAAAAGACCUGGGGCUCAGGGUUGGGGAGCUAGUUACUCGAGGUGCGCGAAUCCAUUACAAAGGAAACAAACAGGUCUUGCAGCUGGAUAUAGAAACCGGGAAUUUGCUGCUGUAUGAAAAACUAGACCGGGAGGUGCUGUGUGGGGUGACAGAUCCCUGUAUACUCUAUUUCCAGUUAUUACUGGAAAACCCAGUGCAAUUUUUUCAGGCUGAGCUGCAGCUUACGGAUAUAAAUGACCAUUCCCCAGAAUUCCUAGAUAAGGAAAUGCUCCUAAAAAUCCCAGAGAGCGUUCAACCAGGGACCAUAUUUCCUUUGAAAAUAGCUCAGGACUUGGACAUAGGUAUCAACACUGUGCAGAACUACACAAUCAGCCCCAACUCCCAUUUUCACGUUGUCACUCGUAAUCGCGGAGAUGGCCGAAAAUACCCAGAGCUCGUGCUGGACAAAUCCCUGGAUCGGGAGGAGCAGUCUGAGCUCAGUUUAACUCUCACAGCGCUGGAUGGUGGGACUCCGCCCAGGUCUGGGACCACUGCAGUCCGUAUUGAAGUCGUGGACAUCAAUGAUAAUGCCCCUCAGUUUUUACAGUCACUCUAUGAGGUACAGGUCCCCGAAAACAGCCCCCUAAACUCCUUGGUUGUCGCUGUCUCUGCCCAAGAUUUAGAUGCAGGAACAUAUGGGAAUGUAGUCUACACUCUCUUCCAAGGCGAUGAAGUUACUCAACCAUUUGUAAUAGAUGAAAUUACAGGAGAAAUUCGUCUGAAAAAAGCAUUGGAUUUCGAGGCAACUCGAUACUAUACUGUGGAAAUUGCAGGCACAGACGGCGGGGGGCUUUCAGGAAAGUGUACUGUAGCUAUAGAGGUUGUGGAUGUGAAUGACAAUGCCCCUGAACUUACCAUGUCGACGCUCUCAAGCUCUACCCCAGAAAACUCACCAGAGACCGUAGUGGCUGUUUUCAGUGUUUCUGAUCCAGACUCGGGGGACAACGGUAGGGUGGUUUGCUCCAUCCAGAACGAUCUCCCCUUUCUCCUGAAACCUACGUUCAAGAACUUCUACACACUAGUUACGGAGAGACCACUGGACAGAGAGAGCCAGGCCGAGUACAACAUCACCAUCACCGUCACCGACCUGGGGACCCCCAGGCUGACGUCAAAAAACACAGCUGCUUUACGAAUCACAGAUAUAAACGACCACGCCCCAGAGUUCCCCACCAGAGAAAUGCUACUAAAAAUAUCAGAAAUUACUACACCAGGAAAGCUAUUUCCUUUGAAAAUGGCACAGGAUUUAGACGUGGGUAGCAACAGUCUUCAGAGCUACAUAAUCAGCUCCAAUCCUCAUUUCCACGUUCUCACUCGCAAUCGCAGCGAUGGCAGGAAGUUCCCGGAGCUGGUGCUAGACAAAGCACUGGACCGCGAGGAGCAGCCUGAGUUUAGGCUUACCCUCACAGCGCUGGAUGGUGGGUCUCCGCCCCGGUCUGGGACCACGGAGAUUCAGAUCCUGGUCUUGGACAUCAAUGACAACGCUCCAGAGUUUGCUCAGGAGCUCUAUGAGGCACAAAUCCCUGAAAACAAUUCCCUGGGCUCUCUGAUUAUCACCGUCUCAGCAAGAGAUUUAGAUGCAGGGUCCUUUGGGGAGGUAUCUUAUGCCCUAUUUCAGGUAGAUGACAUUAAUCAACCCUUCGAAAUAAACGCAAUUACAGGAGAAAUUCGACUGAGAAAGACUUUGGAUUUUGAGGAAUUUCAAUCUUAUCAUUUGGAUAUUGAGGCUACAGAUGGCGGGGGACUAUCAGGAAAAUGUUCUUUAGUCAUCAAGGUUCUGGACGUAAAUGACAACCCUCCUCAAUUGACCAUGUCCUCACUCAUUAGUCCCAUUCCCGAAAACCUGCCAGAUAUCAUAGUAGCAGUUUUCAGUGUGUCAGAUGCAGAUUCCGGACAAAAUCAACAGGUUAUUUGUUCUAUAGAUGACAAUCUGCCCUUUCUUCUAAGACCAUCAGUCGAAAACUUCUACACCUUGGGCCCGUUUCCGGGCCACCUGGUGGACGUCAGCGGCGCGGGGACCCUGUCCCACAGCUACCAGUAUGAGGUGUGCCUGAGGGGAGGCUCAGGGACCAAUGAGUUCAAGUUCCUCAAGCCCAUUAUCCCCAACUUCGUGGGUGAAGGGGCUGAUAGGGGCACGGAGGAAAACUCUCACUUGAGAAAUCAUUUUGGGUUCAGUUAG
Enhydra lutris kenyoni (northern sea otter) is the source of this 2567-nucleotide messenger RNA. Its product is annotated as protocadherin beta-5-like. Gene Ontology annotation, molecular function: calcium ion binding. Gene Ontology annotation, biological process: homophilic cell-cell adhesion. Lineage: Eukaryota; Metazoa; Chordata; Mammalia; Carnivora; Mustelidae. The record is from RefSeq and is a predicted model, not a curated record. Bases 207 to 2567 code for a protein of 786 amino acids. The transcript has 4 exons. Gene Ontology annotation, cellular component: plasma membrane.